Messenger RNA from Hemibagrus wyckioides, 570 nucleotides. Its product is annotated as C-C motif chemokine 24-like. Gene Ontology annotation, cellular component: extracellular region. The transcript is spliced from 4 exons. Gene Ontology annotation, biological process: immune response. The coding region runs from base 46 to 408 and encodes 120 amino acids. NCBI's taxonomy places the organism in Eukaryota, Metazoa, Chordata, Actinopteri, Siluriformes, Bagridae. Gene Ontology annotation, molecular function: chemokine activity. The record is from RefSeq and is a predicted model, not a curated record.
UCAGUCUAUCAACUCCUUCAGAGAGGACAGAGAACAGCUGAGAAAAUGCCGAGCAACACAAUGGUGAUGAGGAGUCUGACAGCCAUAAUCGUCCUUGCGUUUACCAUCUGGACUGUAGCAGAUGCAGAAAAAGUGAGUCCCUGCUGCGUUGCGGUCUCCACAUUCAUGGAGGACAUUGCCAUCACAGGUUACAGAUUACAGUUGAAAAAUCUUCCAUGCAUUAGAGCUGUCAUUUUUCAGACAGAAAAGGGACAGUUCUGUAUUGAUCCAAGUCAACCCUGGGUGAGGAAGAAGAUCACUGAGUUUAGGAGGUCACAAAAGAACAAAAUGUCUCCAACCUCUGCUUCACCGAGUCUGACCUUCUCAGCACCACAGAAUUCAACUGUUAGCACUCAGACGGAGAAAUGAAGAAGAAGAAGAAAAAACAGCUCAUUUUAUUAUUUAUUUAUAACUGGAAUGAUAUAUUUAUAACUCAAAACCAAUGUUUAACAUUGUUUUGUUGUUGUUGAUGAUGUUGUUGUUGUUGUUGAUGUUGUUGUUUGUCUACAAAAAGGAAACCCAAUAAAAUUG